CUGAGAGUGGUGUCUUCCUUCAGUUUCAUACUCUCUGCAGUGAUAGAGACCCUUAUUUUCCCUGUCCAUCUCCCAAGUGCCAUCCCUGUCCCACACCCUUCGCACACACCCUGGGCAGCCCUGAGCUCUGCGGACUCUUUCCCUUUCUCCUGGGUAAAAGGAAAAAAACCUUUUCCCAGGAUUUUCUUACCUAGGAGGUCUCACCAAGAUGCAAAGCAACUAAACCGACGGGCUUGGUUCCGGAGAGAGCCCGUGGCUCUCGCCGGCGCUGAGCUGGGGCUACCUCUGAGCGCUUUUCACAGGAGAAAAAGACAACGAAAUCCAAGCGCAGGAGGGAUUGCGAAGGGAGGUUACCUGCUCUACUGCUGGGGGCUGGCAGCGGCACCAAAGUCACCCCGGGCUGGCCGUCGGGACUCGUUUUGUUUGGUUGUUCUCCCGGGAGGAAGCACCAGAUCCGAGCACAGCGAAGGGCCGGGAGGACAGGCGGCGGCAGCGCUGGCCCCGGGACCCCCGGGGGAGGGACCGCUCGGGGGCAUGGCUAUGGAAGGAACCCCAGGAGAGGCUGGGGGAUUUAGUCCUGGGACUCGGGACCCCUCCCCGAGGGCCUCCUCCUGCCGCCAGGGGAGAGGGGCCGGGCGGGCCGGCACCGCACGCCCCUCCGGGGGGGCGCCGGCCCUAUAUAUUGCCAAGCGGCUCGGGACCGACCUCCCCAUCGCAGGGAGCUGCCGCCGAGCCUGUCCCCCUCCCCUUCCCCUCCCUCUCCCCUUCCCCUCCCCUCCGGGGGGCUCUUUCUCCCGCCGCUCCCCCCCAUCCUCCGAGGAGGAGGAAGGCGAGGGCCGUAUAUGAACGCGGCCGGCUUCCCCUGCCUGCGAGGCAUGUGCACGCUGCCGGCGGCCAGCCCCGCGGCCAGCCCCGGCUCCCCCGGGCCGCCGCGGGGGUCUCCGCAGGCGCCGCCGGUGAAGCCGGAGCCGCGGGGCGCCGGGAGCAGCCCGGCCCCGCCGCCGCCGCCCGAGGAGCCGCCGCCCCCCGCCGGGGGCCGCCGGAGGAAGCGGCCGGUGCAGCGGGGCAAGCCCCCGUACUCCUACAUCGCCCUCAUCGCCAUGGCCAUCGCCAACGCCGCCGAGAGGAAGCUCACCUUGGGGGGCAUCUACAAGUUCAUCACCGAGCGUUUCCCCUUCUACCGGGAGAACCCAAAGAAGUGGCAGAACAGCAUCCGCCACAACCUCACCCUCAACGACUGCUUCGUCAAGAUCCCCCGGGAGCCCGGACAUCCCGGCAAGGGCAACUACUGGACACUGGACCCGGCCGCAGAGGACAUGUUCGACAACGGGAGCUUCCUGCGCCGGAGGAAGCGCUUCAAGCGCACCGACAUCACCACCUACCCCGGCUACAUGCAGAACUCCAGCGCCUUCACGCCCCCGCCCGCCGGCCGCCCCACGGCACCCACCGCGCCCUACCCCAAUGCCCUCUGCUCGCCUGGCUACGGCCCCCAGCUCUCCAGCGGCGUCUUCCACCCCUACGCCGCCGGGGCAGCACCGCCGGCACAGCACCCCAGGAUGUUCAGCAUCGACAGCCUCAUCAGCGGGCAGCAGGCCCUGCAGCCCUCACCGCCCUCCGAGCUGGGCCACCCAUCGCUGGGCUUGCCCGGAGCCGAGCUGGCUCCCGCCUGCUCUGCCGGCAGCUCCGAGCCCCCCUGCUUCCAGGCACAGCCUGUCAGCCCCGGCUUGCUGGGCCGGGCCGGCCCCAACUCCCUGGCCUACCCCUAUGCCGCCUCGCCGCCGCACCUGCCCGUGGCUCAGGGCAGCUACUCGCCCAGCAGCCCGCAGCUCUACGGGGCUCCCAACAGACUGGCGCUGCCGGCCGUGCGGGCCCCGGCCUGCUCCGAGCACGGCGAGCAGCUCCUGGGGCUCUCCGCAUCGCCCCUCGGCCAGUUCGGCUCCAGCAACGCCUACAUGAGGCAGCCCGGCUUCCCCGGCGGCCUGGAGCGGUACAUGUGAUGGGCUGAGACAUCCCCCGGCUCCCACGAGCGGCCCUGGACACGCGGACUUCUCCCUUCUGUGGGGCAGCUGCGGUGGAGUCGGGGUGCCGGGCUCCCGGCUGGGUGCGGACACACACCUGCGGGAGGAUCCGUUCCUCUCCCUCUCUCUCUCUCAGCCUAUUCUGAAGAGGAGGCAAGGUGAUACCUGUUUAUCUGCUCCGUUCCUUCUCAGAAAAGGUGUUCGCUGGCUCUGCCGGGCAGGGCUUCCCACGCGUGCCCAGCCUGGCCCCGGGGCACCCCCAGGGCGAGCAGGAGCACACCCAGGGUGGGUGCAUGGUGUAACAUGCAGGAACUCUCUCUCAAAUGGGCUUUUUCCUCUCUUCCCUGAGUGCCUCCCGUGUAACUGGAAUGAAAGUUAUCAAAAAAAGCCCCCAAACCACUAAACAAGUUCACUGGAUUUUAAAUGAAUAUUUAAGAUGGUUUAUAAUUUCCUUUCCCUGUAGGAAAAGAAACCCCAACUUGACUACUUCUUUU
This is a messenger RNA of Taeniopygia guttata (zebra finch), 2512 nucleotides long. RefSeq names its product forkhead box E3 (gene FOXE3). The record is from RefSeq and is a predicted model, not a curated record. Lineage: Eukaryota; Metazoa; Chordata; Aves; Passeriformes; Estrildidae. Gene Ontology annotation, biological process: anatomical structure morphogenesis; cell differentiation; regulation of transcription by RNA polymerase II. Gene Ontology annotation, molecular function: DNA-binding transcription factor activity, RNA polymerase II-specific; RNA polymerase II cis-regulatory region sequence-specific DNA binding.